This is a messenger RNA of Microthlaspi erraticum, 1683 nucleotides long. The record is from the annotation of a GenBank genome assembly. NCBI's taxonomy places the organism in Eukaryota, Viridiplantae, Streptophyta, Magnoliopsida, Brassicales, Brassicaceae.
AUGGAAUUUAUUGCUGAUUACGACGUUAAGAUUCAGUACCACCCAGGUAAAGCUAACGUGGUAGUUGAUGCCUUAAGUCGUAGGAAGACAUCAAUAAGUAUUGAGAAGGAUCUGGAGACUUUAGGGCAUGAACUGAAGUUAGUAAGUUUAUCUGCCUUAGAGGGAGAAUCCAGCGAGAGAUUAGGGCUUCAGGCCAUCAACAAAGCCAACUUGGUGCAAUGGAUUCGAGAGAAGCAACAGAAGGAUGAUAAGAUCACGAAAAUCAUCACAAGGAUUCAAGAAGGUGAAGGAGAUAAUGAAGAGUACCAUUUAGCUGAAGAUGGAACCGUGUUGCUGCAAAGUAGGAUUACCGUACCUGAAGGAGAACAACUAAGAGAAGAGAUACUAAGGAUGGCACACCAAUCCACACUUAGUAUUCAUCCCGGCAGCACCAAGAUGUACAAGGACAUCCGGAGAUAUUACCAUUGGCCAGGAAUGAAGAGGGCCGUGGCACGAUAUGUCUCUCAGUGUCAAGUAUGUCAACAAAUCAAGGCAGAGCAUCAAGUACCAGGAGGGCUACUUCAAAAUCUGCCUAUUCCAGAAUGGAAGUGGGAUUCCAUUGCUAUGGACUUCAUCACGGGAUUACCCAUAGCAAGAGGAAGAUUGAAUAAUACUAUAUGGGUGAUAGUAGAUCGACUAACCAAGGUAACCCACUUAUUACCUGUUAGAGAUACAGAUAAGGUGGAGAUCUUAACCGACCUAUAUAUCAAGAAAAUAGUGAGACUACAUGGAGUGCCAACAGACAUUGUAUCUGAUCGAGACCCAAGGUUCACUGCAAGAUUCUGGCAAGCUUUGCAAGGAGCCUUAGGGACAGAACUACACAUGAGUACAGCGUUUCAUCCCGAAACUGAUGGUCAGACGGAACGAACCAUCCGGACGCUGGAGGAUAUGCUCAGGCUAUGCAUACUGGAUUGGGCUGGCAUGUGGGAAGAUCAUCUACCCUUGAUUGAGUUUUCCUACAACAAUAGUUAUCAUUCCAGCAUAGGUAUGUCACCGUAUGAGGCACUCUACGGAAGACCAUGUCGCACUCCUUUGUGCUGGACUGAGAUUGGAGAAAGGAGAGUCUUUGGACUUCCAAUGAUUGAAAAAACCAUGGAAAAGCUUCAGACAAUCCGGGCAAACAUGAAGAAGGCGCAAGAUCAGCAGAAGAAGUAUGUUGAUCAAAACCGGCGAGAAGUGAUUUUUACUAUUGGCGAUUGGGUAUACCUUAAGGUAUCUGCCCAAAAAGGUAAAGAUCGUUUUGGAAGAGUGGGGAAGUUAGCUGUGAGAUUCAUAGGUCCAUACCGAGUUAUUGGGCGUGUGGGAGAAGUAGCCUAUCGCCUAGACUUACCGGCAGACAUGAAUCUACAUCCUGUGUUUCAUGUAUCUAUGCUAUGGAGGCAUAUACAGAACCCCAAUGCUAUUGAGCCGGAGCGAGUAGAGGAGUUACAACCUAACCUUACCAUUCCAGAGGGCCCAGUGAGGCUAGGAAUCCGCCGACUCCGCAAGCUCAAGAACCUUGAGAUUCCUCAAAUUCAAGUGUUUUGGGAAAGACAAAACCGUGAAGUGAUCACCUGGGAAGAUGAGGAACACUUCCGAAGAAGUUAUCCUGAGUUCUACGAGCAACGCAGCUCUACAAAAGGAGGAGAGACAUCACAGCCUUAG